GGAGGGGGGGGCUUGUAGAGGUAGCAGUGGGCCGGGGGGUGAGCAGCAACAUCCAUGGGUGGCUGUGUGGGGAGCCACCACGACUCUUCGGGCAGCUUAAACGAGAACUCGGAGGGCACCGGAGUGGCUCUUGGGCGUAACCAGCCCCUGAAGAGAGAACGGCCUAAAUGGAAAAGUGACUACCCAAUGACAGAAGGCCAGUUGCGCAGCAAGAGAGAUGAGUUCUGGGAUACAGCGCCAGCAUUUGAAGGCCGGAAGGAGAUUUGGGAUGCAUUGCGAGCUGCAGCCAGUGCCUUUGAAAGCAAUGAUCUUCUGCUGGCUCAGGCCAUCCUUGACGGUGCCAGCAUCACACUGCCACAUGGAGCACUGACUGAAUGUUACGAUGAACUGGGGAAUCGAUACCAGCUCCCUGUCUACUGCCUGUCCCCUCCAGUCAACAUGAUUGAGGAGCGCUCUGAUGAGCCUGAUGGUUCUGAUCCGGACUCCGGGGCUGCUGAUCCGUCCACGGGCAGCAUUAGCGACCCCAGCUCAGGAGGGGAGUGCCAGCUUCGGCUACGGCUUUCCACAGGUCGCGAUCUCCGUCUGGCUGUGCGCUCCACCGAUACAGUGGGCAUGAUGAAGCGCCGUCUACAAAAUCAGGAAGGUGUGCCGGCUGCCACCCAGCGCUGGUUUUUCUCAGGGCGACCACUGACAGACCGGCUGCGUUUGGACCAGCUCAACAUCUCCAGGGACUACGUAGUGCAAGUCAUUCUCAGCCAGCCGCUGCCAAUCCCAACAUUCACACCAGGACAUACAGCAGCGGCAUCUGGACAAGGCACUGCAGGAGGAGUGACCACACCGUCACAAGACCCCACGCCAGUGGAGAAUUAGGUGGGCGUGUUGGUGGAUUGGUAGCAGAAAAGACAACAAAUGACAUUGAGGGAUGGGAGAAAAAUGUAUUUUCUACCACUCCCUUCUCUACUUUUGAUUGUUUUAUCAGGUUUUGCUGAGAAGGGCUCUGUUUGGGCGAGCAGAAGCAAAUGAACUCUUGAAUUGAGAAGACUUCUUGUCAGUUUUAUAUUUGGAUAUUCUGACAUUUUUGAAGUGUUCCUAUGGAAUCCAAACGACAGAGAACUUUAUGUUUUAAAGGGUUUCUUUUGCAACACUGGUAUACGAAUGUUUCUACAUUUACUUUUUCCUUUUAUGUUUUGCGGUCAAGCAAACCUGGUAGCAGGAUUCUGUUUCCGAAGAUACAGGGAUCCAUAUUGAAUUUAUGGCAGACUGGACGUAUUCCAAGCUGCCACUGGAGUAGAUGCUUUAUACAGUCAGAGAUAUCAUAACAAUAAACAUUAAAUGGUCAGUGUGUGUGUGCGUGGAUGUUCAUACACGGUCAGAAAACACCCACACUUACCAAUGUGGUAAAAUGGUGCAGUAUGAUUUUUUUUAACUUAUUCAUACGGUGGCACCAAUGUUGCAGUCUCAUGCAUUGCCAGUUUGUGAUCAUUUAAACAAAGCGUUUUUGUCAUCAAAGCGAAGACUAUGCAGUUUUUAAAUAAUUUAUCUGUUAAAUUCUGCAGGAUUGAAAAAAAAUUGUGCAGUGAAUAAAUGUGAUUGACUCCCA
Molecule: messenger RNA, 1600 nt
Organism: Thalassophryne amazonica
Lineage: Eukaryota; Metazoa; Chordata; Actinopteri; Batrachoidiformes; Batrachoididae
Gene: ubtd2
Product: ubiquitin domain containing 2
Exons: 3
Coding region: 55-870 (271 amino acids)
Molecular function (GO): protein binding
Source: RefSeq, a predicted model, not a curated record